UGUAGUUCGCUGGUUUGUUGUCACGGGUCUUGUCAUCAGUACGGGUUAUUUUGUGCGCCCCGAGGUGAUUGUGAAACAUGGGGACUCCCUACAUUGGCUACAGUAAAACCAUGGAGUAAUUCCAGAAUGUCGUAUCCCAGACAACAAGGCGGUCCAGUGGCAGUACCCUCUCAACCACCGCCGCCCCCAGAACUGACUGGACCCUUUGCACCAAAAGGAGGGGAAGCAGCAACAGCUGGUAACUCAGCAAGAACUGCAGAAGCAAACAAGUACAGCAAAAUUGCUAAAUUUGUGAAUGCGUUACCAGUAAUGCACCAAUGUUGGGCCUGGACAUGUUUUAUUUUAAACUGUAUUAUACCCGGCAUAGGAACACUGUUGGCAGCUUUGAUCGUGCUAACAUGUUGUGCGAAACAUGACGGCAUUGGCGAUAGAUGUCGGGUUAGUUGUAUACAGUUCUGGUCUGGUAUUGGCAUGCUUGUAACAUCUCCACUCAUUAUUGGAUUUAUAUGGGCUGCUUGGUGGGGCUGGAUGUAUGUACCUAUUUCAUUAUUGAGGUACCAUGGAUCUUUCAAAACUCCACAUGACCAACAAGAUGACGCUUUUGUUGUUGUGACUGAUGAGAAAAAGUGAUGUGUUCCAUCGAUGAUUGUAGCUGUUUGUAAAAAAAAAGAGAACCAUGUUCAUAUGUAAAUGACUGUACCAAGAGGAAAUACUGACAAGAACUAUCAUAGACGUGUCACUUGGUUUCGUGUAUUUUAUUACUGCUAUACAUCGUUGUUCAUUAUGUUUAUACUUUUUUUUUAACCAUUACAUAACCUGAUUAAAAAUAUAUUUGUAUUUACUGUUUCAUUAAUUA
Messenger RNA from Saccoglossus kowalevskii, 856 nucleotides. Its product is annotated as protein SPEC3-like. The record is from RefSeq and is a predicted model, not a curated record. Lineage: Eukaryota; Metazoa; Hemichordata; Enteropneusta; Harrimaniidae.